CAGUGCCGCGGGCCGGGCGGGCGCGAUGGAGCCGCCUGAGGGCUGGGACCCCUACGGGCGGCCGGCCCGGCGCACGCAGUGGCUGGUCAGCGCCCUGGCCUACCACUACGGGCUGGACCGCGGCGUGGAGAACGAGAUCGUCGUGCUGGCCACCGGCCUGGAUCAGUACCUGCAGGAGAUCUUCCACCACCUGGACUGCGCCGGGGCGGGCCGCAUCCCCAGCGAAGACUUCCGCACGCUGUGCCAGGUGCUGGGGCUGGAGGAGGCGGCGGAGCCCGAGGAGGGCGCGGGGCUGUGGGACGGGCUCUCGGCCGAGCUCACCUUCCGCCAGUUCCACGCGCGGCUCUGCGGCCACUUCAGCACCCGCGCGGGGCCGCGGCUGCCGCUCGGCCGGGAGAGCGAGCACAUCGAGACCCAGAUCCGCCUGCGCAGCCCCCGCCGCCGCCGCUGCCGCGCCCGCCCCGCCGAGCCCGAGCGGCGGCCGCCGGGGCCCUGCUGCCGAGAGCGCUCCGAGGAGAUGGUGGCGCUGGAGCAGGCCGAGGAGCGUCUCGCCAAGCUGCAGGAGGAGAACGGCAGCCUGCGGGAGCUGGUGGAGGACAUGCGGGCCGCCCUGCAGAGCAGCGAUGCGCGGUGCCUGGCGCUGCAGGUGGGACUGCGGAAGAGCCAUGCCAGCCAUAAGGAAGAAGGAUCGUGCUUCUUAGGGAGUAAGAGACCAUUAGCACAGAAGCACUCCCAGACCAAGUGCCUCCAAAGUGUCCUGAAGGAAAAGGAGCUCAUCUGCAGCUCCAGGGACGGGCAGCUUGAAGAAGCCAUCAGGUUUAAUCAGGAGCUGGAGAAGGAGCUGCAGAGCUCUCAGGAAGCUCUGGUCAGCCUGGAGGAUUGCAACCGUAACCUGAAGAGGGAGCAGGCAGAGAUGAGGAGGAAGGUGGAGGAGGCCAGACACACUGUCCUGACGAGUCUUGGCAAAGUGAAGGAGCUGGAGGUGAGAGCUAACGAGGUGCCACAUCUGCAAGGAUACAUUCAGCAUCUGGAAUCACAACUGCAGCACUACAGGUCAGCAGUGGAGAGGUCCCAGCUUGCCCAGCAGAGCAGCCCCAAGCAGCAGGAGGGAGCAGCCGAGCCCAGGGGCACCCACAGCGUGGCCAUGGCACCGCGGGAUCAGCGCUCCCUUGCUGGCAUCGCCGGCCACGCAGAGGAGCAGCUGUCCCACUCCGUGGAGGGCCAGGCUGCCUCAGACAAGGAGGACGAGCAGUGCCCGGGUGACCGCACUCCCUGGCCGGACCACGGCAAGGAGGUCCUGGCCAAGCUCCCAUGCUGUGGCUCUGGAUGUGAUGAAAGGACGCGGGGGAAGCUGCUAUCCUACCUGGAGACCAGCAGCACCAACGGGAAGGACCCUGGGGAGUCCUUGGAGAGAAUUUCCCCCGUCGCAGAGCAGCCAGAACUCAAGGGCCUCCAAGAGACAAAAUCAGAAACAAACAUGGAAGAGGUGAAAGGCCCCUUGCUCGAGGAGCUGCAGCAGAAAGUGGAGGAGACAGAAAUGCUGAAGAUGGAGCUGCAGAUGUUGGAGACAGAGAGGGUUCGGCUGUCCCUGGUAGAAGAGAAGCUCAUGGAUGUUCUGAAGCUUCUCCAAAAGCUUCAAGACUUGAACAUAUCUAAGCGAGCCUUGGGGAAAAUCCUGCUGAGCACUUUGGAAUCCUGCCGUGAUCCCCAGCCUGGCAAAGCCCAGCUCUUUGAAGUGCUGGACACCCUUCAGCAGGAGCUGACAGCCUGUGAACUGUUGCACAAGCAGCCCAUGGAGCAGGCACAGAGCCCACGGUCCCUGUCCAACCCCCUGGUGAUCUCCUGCUGAGCCCAGCCAGCCCCAGGACAGCUGGAAGGAAGAAGGAAGGACAUUUGUCCAGCUCAGCCACGCCUGGAUUGGCCAGGAGUGAGGACCAAGGCAAGAGCACCAGCACUGGGCUGAGCAUAGCCCUGCCUUCCUGGACUGCAAACCCCAGCCCUCGGUGCCCCUGGGACAGGACUUGCACCAAACUGUGCCCACCCCACUCACCUGACUCAUAUGUAUUCACAGCCCUGCAAAACUGGGACUGGACUGGAACCAAACCAGACUGUGCCCACCACACUCACCUGAGCCACACAGAUUUACAGCCCUGGGUACAGGGGCUGAGCACAGUUUGCAGCCUUUGUGGAAGCCCCACUCCAAAGCCAAGGCAGCCUGUGUUAUCCCUGGAUUUGUUGUCCCUUACCCUACAAGUGACAAUGAUAAACACACCCAGGAGUGUUUGCCAGCAGUGCAGGUUUUAAGGGCUCUGUGUUUCUCACUCAUUCACCUUAUUUAACUCUGAAGCUAGAUGUUUUUAUUGCUCUGCUGAAUUUUAUAUUUGCAAUUACAGAGAUGCCUUAGGAAUAUACAGCAGCCUUUCCUGACAACAGUCAGAUUUUACAUAAAAAGUUAAAUUUAAAUGCUUGAAGAAGAUCCAAAGCAAUCUUGUUCCAGGCUCUAAGGGAAAGGGAAAAAUUCACUUGCUGUUGUUCAUGCAGUGCACCCAUGAGUUCUCAAUUUUCAUUUCCCUUGAUGCAGUUGCUGAGACACAAAAUUAGGCCCUACAUGCAGGCCAGUUAAUGUAAAGAGCUGGGCCUAAUCCUGGUGCCAUUGAAUGUUUUAAUCAGCAAUAAAAUAAUUCCUGGGGCAAAGUAAAAAAAAAAAAAAAAAAGUUUCUUCCAAAGUGUUUUUGCUGUAUGAUUCACCUGCCAAACAGAGGCAGAAUUCCUCAAACAGCCAGCUGAAUUUAUGUUAUUGAAAAGAUGCACUGUGGAUCUUUUAAGAAUGUGAAAUGAUGUGCCUGAGAUAAUGCCAGUGAUGAAAUAAGAUCAUUCAACUGUACAUGUAGGAAUUUUUUCCCAGGAAAUGGUUUUCAUACAGGAAUGAGAUCCACAAUGCAAAGUGGGCAAUAAGAUUUCCAUUGCUUCCCAUUCAGAACAUGCUGUGUAGCUCACACACACCUCCAUUUAAAAUUGUGGCACCUUCAAGCCACACUGGGAACAAAAAUUUGUAUUAUUUUAUUUUCAUUUAAAGGAGAGAAAAAAAGGUUAUGCAAACAGUAAAACAAGUUCUCUUCAGUGAGUGGUGUUUUACCUCUUUUUUUUUGUGGUUUAGCAGAGGAAGAUUUUAAAAAUAGAUAUAUAUAGUUAAUGUCCAUUUUUCUUAAAGAUACAUUAGACAGGACAUAUAUACAUAGAAUGAUAUUCACCCUCUAAGAAAGAAAAUCGUCUCUUAAUGCUAAAUAUAUUACUAACAAGAUACCAGAGCAUAAUAUACUAUUACUGAAGAUAUGCUGAGGUAUAUGCUAGUAUUAUAUCCUACAGAAACAGCCUGAGUUGUGCCUCAGGUGAAAGUUUCAAUGAGCAGAAAUCAGAUCCCUGCUUGGGUUCAUUUGCUGAAAUACACACAAAAUGUCAGCUUUUGUUUUGAGCAGCUCUCUCGGACUUUCCCAGGAAUAUGGCACAGGUGUAAGGAGGGGAAAUACCAGGAAAUCAUGAAAUGAGCGUGAUGUGUGUGUUCAGGUGGCAGGCAGGACAUUCAGAAGUGGGAUUCUAAUGAAGGUACACACCUAGCUCUGGAUCCUCAUUUACUGCAGGAUUCUUGCAGCAUUUGGAUUUAGAACAAUCUGUAGCCUUUUUCCUCUUCCCACAUUCCCCAAACCUGGCAGUCUAUUUCUCACAGACUUUGCAAUUCCUUAGAUCCCCACAAACUCACUUUUAGUUUAUUAGUUUUCUAUUAUACCCACAAACUGGCCCUAAAAGGAAACUUGGAUAUUUUGUCCCCUGACCUCCAUCACAAAGUUCUUGGGUUUUUUCCACAAAACAAACUUUCUGCUUUAACUUCAUCCUCAAUGUCCUUUCCCCUCCCAAUGCCCUCCUCACUUCCCAUUUGGCAAAUUUCUCCCUGGAAUAACCUCUGAGGUGUUCACGCUUCUAGCACAAAUUACGUUUUUCAAGGAAAGUUUCCUGCUCCCAUUAUUUUUUAGUUUAUAGGAGGCAUUAACUAUUGGUAAAUUAAAGUCCACCUAAUCUGUGAA
This is a messenger RNA of Catharus ustulatus (Swainson's thrush), 4079 nucleotides long. RefSeq names its product EF-hand and coiled-coil domain containing 1 (gene EFCC1). Lineage: Eukaryota; Metazoa; Chordata; Aves; Passeriformes; Turdidae. Gene Ontology annotation, molecular function: calcium ion binding. The record is from RefSeq and is a predicted model, not a curated record. The transcript has 8 exons. Bases 26 to 1849 code for a protein of 607 amino acids.